This is a messenger RNA of Ctenocephalides felis (cat flea), 905 nucleotides long. RefSeq names its product probable splicing factor, arginine/serine-rich 7. Gene Ontology annotation, molecular function: RNA binding. The coding region runs from base 348 to 830 and encodes 160 amino acids. Lineage: Eukaryota; Metazoa; Arthropoda; Insecta; Siphonaptera; Pulicidae. Gene Ontology annotation, cellular component: nucleus. The transcript has 8 exons. Gene Ontology annotation, biological process: mRNA processing. The record is from RefSeq and is a predicted model, not a curated record.
GGCGAUAAAUUACAGAUAAAUCAAGAUGGCGGAAGACCUGGAUGUAGAAGCCAUGCUAGAGGCCCCUUAUAAAAAAGAUACCUUUGAGAUAUUUCUCGAGUAUGCAUCUACAGUGACACUUCAAUAUAGAGGCUUACCUGGUCUCACACACUCUGUUAAUUCCGGCAUACUGCUGUAUCAUGAGGUCAUCCGAACUACCUCCACCAUGGAUCUAUGUCAUCGUGGAUUCUAAGCAAAAUAUCGAGUAUUGAAUAAUUGAACAUAGAUUGAAGUAAGCGUUCAUUAAAAGGCAGUAGUAUGAAGAAAGCACUAGUACCUCUAGAUGCACUCAAUAUAGCUGUAUAUGGAUGGAUGAUGCACCUAAAACAAAUGGACGAAGUCGGGAAAAUGGAUCAUCUUCUCACAAAUCCAGCAAAUCUCGUCAUCGGAGUAGGUCCAGGGAUAGGGAUAGGAAGGACAGGGAUAAAGAUCGCUCCAAAGGGGACAGGGACAGAGACCGGGAUAGGGAUCGCUCUGAUAAAGAUAGAGACAAAGACAGAGAUCGAGAUCGUGUGAAAGAUCGAGAUAAAGAAGAUAGAGGUCGAUCUCGAGAUCGGGAUAGAAAAGACAGAAGGAGAAGCAGAUCUAGGGACAGAAGGGAUAAGGACAGACAUGAUUAUAGAAGACGCAGUAAAGAACGACGUAAUAGAUCACCAUCACCACGUCCAUUCCCUAAACACAGAGGGCGAACACCUCCAAAUGCUCUCGGAUACAAGUCAACAGCUGAAGAACUCAGUCCGGAGGAAAGAGAUGCAAGAACAGUUUUUGUAUGCAGCUCAAUCAGAGGAUAAGAGCAAGAGAUCUUGAGGACUUUUUCUCCAGUGUGGGUAAAGUGAGGGAUGUACGACUUAUAACAUGUAAUAAAA